AUGCCCGUCGUCAAGGGAGGCGUCUGGACAAACAUCGAGGACGAGAUCCUCAAGGCCUCCGUGUCCAAAUAUGGCCUCAACCAAUGGGCACGCGUGUCGUCGCUGCUGGCGCGCAAGACGCCCAAGCAGUGCAAGGCCAGGUGGAACGAGUGGCUCGACCCGAGCAUCAAGAAGAUCGAGUGGAGCAAGGAGGAGGAUGAGAAGCUGCUGCACCUCGCCAAGAUCAUGCCCACCCAGUGGCGCACCAUUGCCCCCAUCGUCGGCCGUACUGCGAACCAGUGUCUCGAGCGCUACCAGAAGCUGCUGGACGAGGCCGAGGCCCGCGAGUCGUCUGGCCUGGGCCUCACCGGUCCCGAGGGCGGCGAGACGCAGGCCCCGAGCGCGGACGACGUGAGGAGGCUGCGGCCCGGCGAGCUCGAUCCGGACCCGGAGACAAAACCUGCCCGACCGGACACCAUCGAUCUCGACGAGGAUGAAAAGGAGAUGCUCAGCGAAGCCCGUGCCCGUCUGGCCAACACGCAGGGCAAGAAGGCGAAGAGAAAGGCGCGAGAGCGCCAGCAGGAGGAGUCUCGCCGCCUGGCGACGCUGCAGAAGAGGCGAGAGCUCAAGACGGCCGGCAUCAACAUCAAGGUGACGACGCGGAAGCAGGGCGAGAUGGACUACAACGCCGACAUUCCAUUCGAGAGAAAGGCUGCCCCGGGAUUCUACGAUACAUCGGAGGAACUGGCCAAGAAUGAGAUGCAGCGGGCGGCGUUUGAUCCCCGCAAGCAGCAGCUGGCCAGCAAGCGCAAGGGCGAAGGCGAUGACGACAACGACCGCAAGAGGAGGAAGAAUGACAAGGACGGCAUUUCGGAGUCGCAGAAGGCUGCCAUCAAGGCAGGCCAGAUGCAGCGGAUUCGAGAGGCCGAGCAGAGCAGCAAGCGUCGUCCUCUGAACCUGCCAGCGCCCCAAGUGAGCGAGGGCGAACUGGAGGAGAUUGUCAAGAUGGGCAAGAUGGGCGAGGCAGCCAACCUGAUGGCCAGAGAAAGCGACAACGAUGCGACGCGAGGAUUCGUCAACUCAUAUUCGACGCUCAACACGAAUGCGCCCAUCCGAACACCACGGGCGCCGGCGCAGGAAGACCACAUUGCCAACGAGAUCAGGAACAUCCGAGCCCUCAACGAAACACAAUCCGCAUUGCUGGGUGGCGAGAACACUCCUCUUCACCAGGGCUCCGGCUCGACAGGAUUCGAAGGCAUCGCGCCUCGAAAACAGGUCAUGGCCACUCCGAACCCUCUGGCCACGCCCCUAAGAGCCGGCGGCGUCAACGGUGCCGUUCCUGGACAGACGCCCAUGCGCACUCCUCGAGACACCUUUGCCCUCAACCAGGAAGAUGGGAUGACAGCAACAGGAGCCACCCCCCGGGAUGUGAGAAACCGACAGAUGGCCCUGCGGAACCAGCUGCAGGCUGGACUGGCUGCGCUGCCCAAGCCAAAGGAUACAGAGUGGGAGUUUGAGAUACCCGAAGACCAAGUGCCAACUACGGCUAGCGAAGAGGCCUUGGAGGAGGAUGCUGCCGAGCGGGACAGGCGAGAGCGCCAGAGACGAGAGGCUGAGGAGGCGCUGGAACGGCGACGACAGACCCAGGUAAUACAGCGAGGGCUGCCACGGCCGGUCGUCGUCGACCUGACGGACUUGCUGGAGAGGGCCAAGAAGAUUGACGAUCCCGCUGCGGCGCUCAUUGCUGAGGAAGCGGCUGCGUUGAUGGCGAAUGAUGCCGCCAAGUUUCCGCUCAGUGGCUCCAAGGUCAAGGGAACGCUGCGACCGCUGGCUCCCAUAGACGAUGGCCUCCUUGCCGACGCCCGUCUCCGCAUUCUGUCGGAAACCAAGCCGUUGCCCAAGUUUGAGGACAUUCAAGCUGCCUUUGAGAGCCGGGCCGGAGGGGAUUCCUUGCUCUUGGGGCUGGGAUGCUAUAGUGACGAUGCUGCCGAGCAAGAUGCCGCUAUGCGGGCUGCUUUUGACGCCGUUCAAGAUUCCAUCAUGACAUCGGCGGAAGAAGACGCAAAACUCGAAAAGAAGCUCACGCUGCACCUGGGCGGAUACCAAAAGCGGCAGAAGAUGCUCAAAGACAAGGUCUCAGACGCUGCAGAGGCUUUGGACAAGGCAAAGGUGGCUCUCGCCGGAUUCAAGACGCUGGCCAUUUCCGAGGACGUGGCCAUCAACCGGAGGCUGGAAUCCCUGAGAGACGAAGUCAACUUCAUCAGCCGGAGGGAGAGAGAGGCACAGGAGGAGUACCGAAAAGCAAAGGAGGAGCUGGAGGCCCUGCGAGCGGGGGACGUCAACGGAUACCAUUGA
Trichoderma citrinoviride is the source of this 2334-nucleotide messenger RNA. RefSeq lists its product as hypothetical. The transcript is spliced from 2 exons. Bases 1 to 2334 code for a protein of 777 amino acids. The record is from RefSeq and is a predicted model, not a curated record. NCBI's taxonomy places the organism in Eukaryota, Fungi, Ascomycota, Sordariomycetes, Hypocreales, Hypocreaceae. Gene Ontology annotation, cellular component: Prp19 complex; spliceosomal complex. Gene Ontology annotation, biological process: mRNA splicing, via spliceosome.